Angiostrongylus costaricensis is the source of this 1056-nucleotide messenger RNA. The record is from the annotation of a GenBank genome assembly. Lineage: Eukaryota; Metazoa; Nematoda; Chromadorea; Rhabditida; Metastrongylidae.
AUGGUACUGAUUUUAUGCGGAUUUACGUCGCAUUGUUCGCCUUGCAGGCCUGGAUCAGGAUGCGACCAGCUGGGCGUCGUUCGCGGUCGAGUGGAGCCGGCUGACGUGGUCCUUGCUGGCGGUCAUCUCCAGACUCACCUCACGCUUCAUCGACCCUCGCCACGUCGACGCCGACGAGCAGCAGCUCACCAAGCGUCUCAACAUCAGGCUGUUCGAUCUCAUCAACAAAGAAAGGGUCACAGGAGCCAUACUUAUGCUGUUCUAACUGUGCAGAUCAUUCCGUCAUUGAGCAACAUGACGAAAUUCUUCCAGGCUCGUCCUGUUCGGCCACCUCCCAAUAUGCCUGAUCACGACUACAAAUGGAUUCAGUUUUAUGGUUUAUUGGCACCUACGCUCACUACUUUACACAACCUCUAUUCACAACUUGAUACACCAGUACAGUCCCUCGACACGGCUAUCGCUACGUUUUCAGAGACGGAGCUGCGUCCAUGUGUGGAGUCUUUUCGUGAGCUGUACAGGUCAUACUCGUUAGGAAUAUUCGCUUCGUUGAGGAGAGCGCAACUCGACCGAAUGGCGAAUUUCAGCGAAAUUCCCGACGAGAAAUUGCUAGUGGUCACAGCAUACUACACGUCCAUGUUGUAUACAUUGGGAGUUCUCGCAUCCAGAUUACAGAGUAAAAGUUCUGCACGAAGAGUGACACUGGUGAGAAAUAACUUCAAUGAUGCUGAGAUAUUUGCGAAACUCCGGACCGGUUUUCGAUUCGAAUGGCAGUGCAAGUUUCCAUACUCAAUGAGCGAUCCUGUUCGGAACCUACUCGACAUCGUCUACUUAGCCGUAGACCAACUUGUAGCCGACUGCCUGUUCGCCGCCGAGCCAGCAACCAAUGCUAUUCUUGUCACAAACAACCUAUUCCCCUUCAACUGCGACAGUCUUGCGCACGCCGUAGUGUUUAAACAAUUCGACGUACAAAUCGUCAGCGAAGAGACAGCACAAGCUAUUCAGGUCAGUUGCACGACCAGCAUUCAGGACACCUACAGUAGUUCCACUUUGGCUUGA